This is a messenger RNA of Anneissia japonica, 1721 nucleotides long. Its product is annotated as melatonin receptor type 1A-like. NCBI's taxonomy places the organism in Eukaryota, Metazoa, Echinodermata, Crinoidea, Comatulida, Comatulidae. Gene Ontology annotation, molecular function: G protein-coupled receptor activity. The coding region runs from base 104 to 1282 and encodes 392 amino acids. Gene Ontology annotation, cellular component: membrane. The transcript has a single exon. Gene Ontology annotation, biological process: G protein-coupled receptor signaling pathway. The record is from RefSeq and is a predicted model, not a curated record.
UCUGCUUAUUCAUGGGAAAUUAAUGCAAUGAGAAAAAAUUUCAAUAUGAUGUAUAUAUUACACUAAACUAAAUCUGAAUUUUUGUUGUCAUAAUUCUAAAAUAAUGACUACUUCGGCAUGUGAUUGCACAGACAAUUAUGCCACAAAUUCUGUCUGGAUAACAAAUGAUGUUAUGUACACUAAAUGGCCAAAUGAUACCAUGGAAACACUGCUAAAACCAACAGGAGAGAGCUUUAAUGAGGUUCAACUUCAUCCAUCAUCACUUGAGUUUCGUCGACCUAGCAUACUCAACCAAUAUAUAGAGAUGUCACUCCUGUCUGCAAUCAUGGUGAUUGGAAUUCUAGGUAAUAUUCUAGUAUUAGUAGUUUACUACAAAAAUCGGUUCAAAAAGCAGUCAACAGCAAACUACUUUCUCUGCAGCUUGGUUGUAUCGGAUUUAAUUGUCUGCAUUUCUGUAAUACCGUUACAUCUUUACCUAGAAGUUACAAGUAUUUACCGUUUUAUUAAAGAUAUUGAAUGUCAAAUCUCGCUGUUUAUUUGGAACCAGACAUUACUUUGCUCUUCAUGGAUUUUAGUUGGAAUCUCUAUAGACCGGUAUCUUGCCAUUCGUUACCCACUUGAAACAAAAAUUGAUGCUAAGAAAGCGAAAUUUAUGGUUGUGGGUAUUUGGGUAAUGUCUGUUAUUGUGGCAUCUCCAUCAUUGAUGAUCUUUGUUGGUCCUAGGUGCACACUUAUGGAAACAACAGCAUUCCCAUUGUUCUUUACUACUGCAAUUUUACAUUCACUGGUAGCUAUGUACAUUCCUUUAGUUAUAAUCAUUGCAGCAUAUUUACAGAUAUUUUACUUACUUUCAAAGAGAAAGAAACAUUCUAAACGGCAAAUUGGAUGUCAGAAACUCAUUAACAACACAAGAACCAUAGUAGCUAAACGACUUUUUCUUGUCAUUAUCGUGUACAUCAUUUGUUGGCUUCCAAGGGCUGUGCUCAAAAUUCAUUUGAGUUUUACUACAGGUGAUAGAACAGACUCUAACAGCCGUGAUUUGAUUCUCUACCUGAUCGAGUACUUUCUGCCAUAUCUAAACUCACUUUUGAAUCCUGUACUCUACUUUAUGAUAAAUAAAUCAUUUCGCAGACAAUGUAGAAGAAUUUUCUGUUGUUACUACAGAUGUGUCUGCUGCAGAGCUGAACGAACUGCUUACACACUUCAGAAGACAAGUAUGCUUUUACGCAUGAACAGCAGUUUCAAAAAUACAACUUUUCGCAACUUGGCUCUAAAUCAAUAAGCAUGAAAAUGAAAUUUUGAACUUUACACCUAUUCAUAUGAUAAUGUAAAGUAAGCUAUUGUUCCUGUUGAAUAUAUGUAUAUUUUUACAGGUUACUUUUUGGUGAUUGUGGUACACUACAGUUAGGCGCGAUCGACAAAUUAUUCCAGACGACAAAUCAGUGUUCAGACGCGUUUUCUAUUGUUCUACCAAAACGCGUCUGAAAACACCGUUUGAAUAGCAUGCCGUUUGGAUGCUGAUAUUCCGUUUUGGCCUUUGCUGCUCCCUUUUAACUAUGGCCGAUUGGAUGCACCGUAAAACGUGUCCAGACAACUCUCUAAAAUGAAUCAUAACAUACGGCUGACUGUGCGGCCCUAUACAUCUGACUGUGCGGCCCUAUACAUAAGUACGGACUUGUUUACCUGCUCUCUUUGUACGCCGCCUGUGUGUGCCAGAACUG